Molecule: messenger RNA, 2261 nt
Organism: Megalobrama amblycephala (Wuchang bream)
Lineage: Eukaryota; Metazoa; Chordata; Actinopteri; Cypriniformes; Xenocyprididae
Exons: 5
Coding region: 210-1739 (509 amino acids)
Source: RefSeq, a predicted model, not a curated record
GAUACUAAACAAGAAAACAAACCAAAGCUGCAAGUUCCCUAGGAAACUCCAAAGAUGGUCAAACCUUCAACAAAGAGACAUCUGUACUUUUGAACUGGAGUUUAAAACUCUGUAUAAAAGCAGAAGAACCACUUUGGACCUAAACUUUAUUGGCAGGUGUAACUUGUAAGCAGUCAUUUCAGAUUGAGUGAGGUGCCCCAUGUUGACCCAUGAACAUAAAUGGUCACAGCCAUGCGAUGCAUUUCUGUCCCGUGAGAUGUUUCAGAGACCACACAGGAUCCAUCAGAACAGCAGGCUCAAUGGCAUGGAACUCUAUAUUGAAACAAGGACUACAGCUCCAAGUCACAAACCAGAGAGGGGUCCCACCUCUUAAAACAUUUCCAAUACAUCAACAUGGAUCAUCUUCUCCAAACACUGGUGCCUAUAGCAACAGCAUGUUUCAGGGGAGGAUCCUUAAAGAUUCAAGAAACCUCUCAGAGAAAACCUCCAAGAAAUCAUUCACAGCCAAAAAAGCUCUGCUCAUAGCAUGUGGAGUGCGAUGUGUCCUGUCACCACGACCCUCCAACUGCUCCACAUCAUCACCCCAUAAAGAUGAAAAAGACAGACCUCAUUCCACUUCUGCAAGAGGGCAGAAAUGCAGUGACUCUUUUGAAACAGAGGGUGAACUGAAGGUAUGGGAAUCAUACACUGCAAUAAAAAGAACAGAAGACAGAAAGAGAGCGAGAAGCAGUAUACACAGACAGAGAGUCCCGCUGGACUCAACCCCCCGGCCUUCCACUGUCCCACUGGAGAAUCAGAUGGGACGCCGAGCACUAAGCACACCAGAAACUCCCAUGUGUAAGAUUUUCUGGAGAAGAAAAGAGGAACAAAAUGUCCUUCAAGAUGGACAUUUUACUGAAGACAGGCUAACCCCAUCACUUCAUCUCUACCUGCCUUCUUUAUACCAGCCACAGGAGCAGAGAGAAGACACAGCUGCAGGACAGGAUAAUAGCAGCACAGAGGUGCACGAGAACCAAGACAUCACAGAGGAACUCAGAGAGCAUGACGAGAGCCAAAAACAAGACAUCACCAUCAACAAAACUGAAGAUGACAGAAAAAAUGAUUUCACAGAUGUCACACGAAAUGAUAUUACAGAUACCUGGCUGAUUGACAUACAGAACCAUACUCCAGAGGAAACCUUUGAGAUUGAGGAAAGACGUCAACAAGAUGACAACAGACAAGAAAAUCAAUGUAACAUUGACAGAUCUUUUAAUACCAUAGAGGACAAGCAAGAAUAUGACAUCACAGAGAAGACUGAAGGCAUAUAUAGGAGGACCAAGUCGAAUAGAAGUUCUUACAAAGCGUGUGAUGCCAAAACACGUUAUCCGGCCACAGCUACAGCUCUAACGUUCCCGUCCACCCUGACCAACAGAAAUCCCUCUCCCCCUGUCAGCAUCCUGCCAUCGUUUUAUGGAACUUCAUUUGGCUAUCGCAUCAGAACGACAUCCGAGCCCUGCCGAUCCAAAACGAGGUCCGGGAAAGCCUGUGAUGACAACAGAUUUACGCGGCCGAUGAAUGAUAUGCGGCAUACCAUAGAAAUAAAGGGAAAUCCCUGCUCAUUAAAAACAAGGGCUAGAGCGCCAGUCAGCCCCCACCCCAAAAUAAUGAGCACUGACAGGGGGUCCCAGCCUCAUAAAAUGAAAACUACUAAGAAGUUUUUGUGGGGACCAGAGGGGCCACAAGGGACUAAGACAAUGUGAACAGGUGGAGAAGCCUGGAUUAAGUCUGAGAGCGAUGUGACGGCGCAGUUGUGUGUGGCCUUUCAUGCCUUUCCAAUACAGAAAAUCUGCUUUGCGAAAAGCUGUUUGAUUGAAUCAAAGCAGUUCAGACUGGCAUGUUAGACCACUUUGGGUUUAAUAAACUCAAAUGUCUUAUGGCUUUGAGAAGAAUGGCUUUGGCAUGGCUGCAAUGUUCUCUCCUUUAGUUUAGUCCAGCCAAGAGGAGUGAUAGACUUUUUCGGUUUUCUGACACCCAUCUGGUCUUUCUCAGUGAAUGGUGCUUCAGCUGUAUUGACAUCGGUUAUUGUGAUUCAUUGAAAUUUAAAUCCCUUCAGGUUUUGGUGGUUUUUAUUUCUCUCUGACUUGAUAUAAAAAUAAAAAAUGUAACUUUUUCAUCCAAAAAUCAUGUCUGGUGACUGUCUUUUGGCACUUGGGAAUGACAUUACAUAAGUCUUUUGAAGGUCAAAGAGAAAAGAACCUCUAUGCAAAAGGCAAAAGGCAAAA